AUGCGGUUCUCAUCUCUCGGCCUUCUAGCUGCUUUUUCUGCGCUCGUUGCUUGUCAGAAUGCCUCCUCGAACUACAUCGUAGACUUGGGAUAUGCUAAGUAUAGAGGCUCGUUGAACGAUACAUACACGAACAUCGUCAACUACUACGGCAUCCGCUAUGCCGCCCCUCCCGUCGGCGACCUCAGAUGGCAACCGCCAAUGGACAUCGAAAGCCACAGCAAUCUCACUCCCACCCGCGUCCAGGACGCCACAACCCGCGGCCCAACCUGCGUCCAAGGCAUCCCAUACUGGAGACAGACCACCACCCCCAGUGGAAGCGAGGACUGCUUACUUCUAGACGUCCUCGUCCCAAAGAAGCCAGCCAGCGAUUAUGUCCCUGUUCUUGUCCAGAUCCACGGCGGAGGCUACGACCAAGGCAACAGCCAAAGCAACCCUGGCUACAUGAUGGUCAAUCAAUCGAACGACAACCUCAUCUACGUCUCCAUCCAGUAUCGUUUGGCUGUCUUCGGCUUCAUGAGCAGCGCUGAGGUGAGAGAGAACGGAGCUGCCAAUGCUGGAUUGCUAGAUCAACGAGCAGCACUCGGCUGGGUUCAACGCAACAUCCGAGCAUUCGGUGGCGAUCCAUCGAAAGUGACCAUCAUCGGCGGCUCAGCUGGUGGCGGGAGUGUGAUGGAUCAGCUUAUCCUCUAUGGAGGCGUUCCAAAUCCACCCUUCAGAGCCGCCAUCGCCGAAUACCCGUGGUGGCAGAGCUACAAGAAUAAUACGAUCCUUGAAGCUCAGUAUCGCCAGAUGCUGUCUGCGACGAAAUGUGACAACUUGGCAUGCCUCCGUAGUCAAUCUACGCAAAGCUUGAUCGAUGCUAUGCAGACGUCGCUCGUCAGCACCGGAUGGGAGAGUUACUAUGGAUGGGGGGACUUUUACUAUGGACCUGCCAUCGAUGGAGAGGUGAUUCGUGAUCUUCCAUCGAACGAGUUCAAGAGAGGACACUUCUCGAAGGUGCCGCUUAUUGUUAACAGAGACGCUUACGAGGGCUACAACUACAGCCCAAUGAACAUAAGCACGCAGUCCAACUUGACGAGGGAGCUCAACACGAUAUUCCCGUACGCAAAGCCAUCUUUCUUCAAGCGCCUGUACCAGCUGUAUCCUGCCAACGAGUUUAACGGCACCUUCUGGCGCCGGGCGCAGAUCUACGGUGACUACAUCAUUGAUUGUCCAACAUACUACAUGGCUACGGCAAUGUCAGACUGGGGCAUGCCGACCUGGAAGUUCCUCUUCAACGCCGGCUCGCAGCUUCACGGGGCUGAUGGUCCUUUCUUGUGGGGUCCACCAGAGUCCAUCAACAACUUCACCAUCUCCAACAUCCUCAAAGACUGGUAUCUCGGUUUCGUGCAAAAUCUAGAUCCGAACAGCGUCUCGAACUCUGGCACACAGAAGCCUUUCUGGCCGCAGUAUCAGUCCGAGGGUACCAUGGACUUCCCGAUCAUGGAUAUCAACUACACGAUGAUGGGCGUGACGCCGGACUUUGAUGCGAAUGCAAGAUGUGACUUCUUUCAUGGGCAGAGCUAUGUCGUUAGGAACUGA
Saxophila tyrrhenica is the source of this 1581-nucleotide messenger RNA. RefSeq lists its product as uncharacterized. Lineage: Eukaryota; Fungi; Ascomycota; Dothideomycetes; Mycosphaerellales; Extremaceae. The transcript has 5 exons. The record is from RefSeq and is a predicted model, not a curated record. Bases 1 to 1581 code for a protein of 526 amino acids.